This is a messenger RNA of Dimorphilus gyrociliatus, 1498 nucleotides long. The record is from the annotation of a GenBank genome assembly. Lineage: Eukaryota; Metazoa; Annelida; Polychaeta; Dinophilidae.
GAUGGAAACGAAAAAGAAAAUCUCUAUUGAUUCAGCUCUAAAUGAAUGUAAGAAAGCUAAUGCGUCUUUGUUCUACGUCUCCAAUUCGGUAUUUGAUUUUUUGAUGGAAAUAUCUGGUGACGAAAAAGACAAAAGGAACUUGCCCGGAAAAAUCUACACGACAACCGAUACGAAAGGAAGAGAUUAUCUUACUUUCGUAGACAAGGUUCCAUACAAAUUUCACGGUUUUACAAUUCAAUUCAAAUCAAACUACUUUGAGUUUAACAACAAAAACAAAUGCUUUUAUAUGGAAGAAAUGAAAUAUGGAUUUUCUCCGCGUUACACCGUCAACGAGUUCUAUUGCGAUAAAAGAUUUCUAGAUAAAUUCUACUGUAGACGUCCAAGUUAUAUCACUGUCUCUCUAUCGAAGGAAUUGGAGAACAGUGGCAAUUUUUCCAGCUGUCCUCAUGGAUUUUUCCGUUGUGUUGAAGAUGAUUUAUGCAUCAAUUCCAUCAAUAUUUGCGACGGACAAGACGACUGUUUUUCAGGCGAAGAUGAAAGAAACUGUUCAACCGUUCAAGAAUUCCAUUGCAGUUCCAAUCAAAAAAUUUCAGUUCAGUUUGUCUGCGAUUUUGUUUACGAUUGCCGCAACAAACUAGACGAAGUAAACUGCGGUAAUAGAAAACAAAAACACUGUAAACUCUAUAUAUACAGUAUAGCGAGUGUUAUUUCAGAUACGCCAUUAUGCAAUAAGGAAAACUCUUGCGACAAUAGACAAUGUAUUGAAGAAAAAUACUUUUGCGACGAUGAAAAGCAUUGUUUCGAUGACAGUGAUGAAAAAUGCAACCUUGGCUAUUCAACAAUCAACGAAACAAUGUUUACAAAUGAUUAUGUGGAAAAGAGACAAUGUCAACAGUAUAAUAAAAUACCAUGCGACAAUAAAUGCAUCUCUGAAGAUGAUCAGUGCAACCUACAACCGGAUUGUUUUGACGGAAGCGAUGAAACACAGAAAGUUUGCGAUAAUAAAGUUUUCAACGUCUCGCGAUGUGGUCAACUAAAAGAUAUAAUGAAAUAUAAAUGCCAACUUGUCUACAAUUCAAUGGGAAAGUUGCUAACAAAAGUACACUUUCCCUUUUCCUCUUUGACCGACUGUAACGUUGAAAAAUGUCAACAUAGUCAAUAUUUGUGCUACUCCAGUAAAUAUUGUAUAUCAAUCAAACAAGUUUGCGAUGGAAUAUCACACUGCACACACGGCGACGAUGAAAGUGAUUGCGGUAAGAAUUUUUCCAGAUUUCUCCUGAAAAAAAAAAACACAAUUCGCAUUCUCCCGUCUUACAUUUCAUUGCAGAGAAUUUUCGACCGAGAGGAUACUUUAAAUGUCGAAAUGAAAAGACUUUUCUACCGAUCGACGACGUCUGCAAUGGUAUUGUUAACUGUCGAAAGGGGAGCGACGAACUCUACUGCAAUGUCACUUCUACAUGUCCAACAUAUUGCACUUGUCAUAGAUUCUACUCGAUAG